AUGAUAUUUAUAUUUAGUCUAUUCUAUCUAACAAUCAAUUAAGAAACAGAAAAUCAAGUUUAAUAUUUGUAAGUAGGAGAAUCAGUUUAAGGGUAUAAACAAUCCAUUAUUUAGAUUUAUUUCACCAAGAACAUCUAAUCAUCAUGUUUAUUAAUUUUUUGUUCCUCAAAUAAAUAAUCAUACAAAUUUUGUUGUUUUGCUUAAAACAUUAAAUCCUAAUUCUGAUCCCAACAUAUACAUUUCAAAAAGUGUAUAUGUACCAUUAUCAAUUUAAGAUGCUGAUAUACAAGCAUGUGAAGCAUAAGGAAUGGGUAAAAUUAAUAUAUAAUUUAUAGACAUUUGCAUUAUAAAUAAUGAAAAGAUUAAAGAAAAUGAUCUUUUAUAUAUUUCAGUAGUUUCUCAAUAACCUAGUAGAUAUAUAUUAAGAAUUGAAUUUGAUUAAGAAUAAACAUUAAUGAUUGAUAGUUUUCUAACUUUUAAAAUGACUUCUGAAAAAUAAUCCUAAAUCUUAGAUUUUAUCAUACUUGAUUUUUAUGAAUAAGAAACAGAAAUUCAAAUAAAUAUUCAAGUCUUGAAUUAAGAAUAAUUAGAAGAACCAUUCUAAGUUUUUAUGAAUAUAUAUGAAAAUGAUGUACCAAACAAUGAUAAAUUUGAUUAUAAAGCAAUUGACACAUGGGAAAACUAAAAAGUCAUUGAAUUUAUAUAAAAACACUCUUUUGAGUAGUAUAAAAUCUUAAUCUAAGGAGAAUAAGGGGCUGUUUUUAGAGUGAGUGCAACAAGAAGUCAAUAUCUUAAAACUAUUUAUCUUUAUGAUAGGAUUCUACAAGUUGUUGAUAAAGGAGAUUAUGAUUUUUAUAAAAUAAAAAUUUAUGAUCCUUCAAAUUGCGAUAUUGUAUAUUAUUUAAUUCACAGUUUUCUUAGGUAAUUCGAUUGACUCCUUUUAAAGGUUAUGCAAAAUUAUUUGUUCAUUAUAAUAUUUAACCACCUUUGUUAGAUAGUUAUGAAUGGAAAGAAGAUAAUUAAGAAGAAGAACUAAUUUAUAUAUCCAGAAAAGAAUUAUUUAAUAAAAACAUAACCAUAAAUACUUUAUAUAUAACUGUUUUGGGUAUAGAUUUAUGUACAUAUCAAUUAUAAUGUAUAUGUGAAUAAGAAGGAUAAUUUCUUCCAGAUAUUCGUUAUCAAAGAAUUGUAAAAUAAUAAGAAAUUAUGAGGUUAGAGAUAAUUAAUUAUCAAAAUUAAAUUCAUUAAAUUUUAGUUAACUUUCAUAUUCUUUAAGGAUUAGUAAAUAUACUAAUAUCUAAUUGUUAUGAUUAAUCUUUGUGUCCUCCAGAAGAAUUAUUUGCAAACCAAGAAAAAUAUGAAAAAAUGACAGAAUAUAUUAUGAUAUAUUCUAAUAAUGAUUAAUAACCUUAAUUUAUGUUAAAAUGUGAUUAUGUUUGUAAUUACUAAAUUUUUGCUAUUGUUGAUAGAAAUAGUAAAUCAGAUGGUAAAUUUGAAUUCAAAUACAUAAUUAAUUAAUAAACUAUUAAUUUAAUCUAAAAUACACCUCAUAAAUCAAUAAUUCAAAAAAAUUAAUAUCAGUAUUACUAUUUUUUUGUAUCUGAAUAGGAUUAAAUAUAAAGAUUAAAUUUUAUAGUUUCAUUAACACAAGGAGAAGUCAUCAUUUAUUUAUCAACUAAACAUUAAAAACCUAAUGAAGAACAUUAUGAAUAUAAAUCCUAAGAUAAUUCUAUUAAUUUUGGUGGUAGAUUUUCUAAUUAACCUUAAUCUGGAAAUUACUAUAUCUCUAUUUAUGGUCAAUCAGUAUCAAAAUAUAUGAUAACUGUUUGGGUUAUCAAUAACAUUGAAAAUUCUUAAUAAUUUGGGAAGUUUCCUUGGCAUUAUAUUUAAUUGUAUCAAGGAGAUUGGCAUGAUCAUGUUCUAGCUAAUGAUGAAUUUGUUCUUUAUAAAAUUGAUUUGAAGGGAUAUCAGAACACUUAAAAUUAUCCAGUAAAUGUAAUAUUAUAUAAAAAUUAUGGAUAAUUUUAAAUGUUUGGUUUUGAUCAUCCUGAAACAAAUGAAUUAAAAGCAAUAUGGUAAAGUGGAUAAAUAAUCAAUAUUUAAAUGAAUGAUCCUAAAUAUCCAGAAAUUCUCUAUUUAAAAAUCAAGUUAGAUUAAAUUGGAGAUUUAUAUGGUAGUUUUAGAAUUGCUUUUUACUUUUAUAAUUAAGAAAUUAAUUUAAUCUAAAAUGAACCUUUUUUUAAUUUCUUAUCUGCUUAAAAUCAAUAGAUUUUCAGAUAUGAAUAUAGCAAAAAAGAAUCUUUUAUUAUCUCAAAAAGAUCCUUUGAGCUUGAUUAAUCUUCCUUAAUUUUUGAAUCCUUUAAUUAAUAUGGUUUAGAAAUUAGAUAAUUUGAAAAUACAAACAUAAUUUUAAUUGAAAAUAAAGAAGAAAUUUAUUGUUAAGAAGAACAAAAGUUAUGUUUUUAAUAAUUUUAUUUCUCUCUUUAUAGUAAAAUAGAUUAGUUUUAUUCAAUAUUAAUUUCUAACAUGGACAAUUCUGAAAUUUAACUUGGAGAAGAUUAGCCAAUAUCUAAAUUAUUGCCAAUAGGAGAAGAUUACUUCUAUCUCUAUUGUUAAGGUUAAGAGGUUAAUAUAUUAACUUUUAGUUUCUAUUAAGAAUUAAAAAUAUAUGCAUCCAUUGUUCAAGAUUUGUAAUCACCUCAUCCAAAUUCAUUAUAAUAUGAUAAGAUAUCUAUUAAUAGAAAAGGAAGUUAUUAAGCUUCUCUGUACAUUUCAUAAAAUGAAUUGAAAAAUUAUAAUUGUGUUGAGAAAUGUAUCAUCAAAUUAACAGUUGUUGUAUCUAAGAAUACAAUAUCUGAUAUUAAUAAUUAAUUUUAUGAUUAUACAAUUUAGUAUAAUUCUAAACUGAUUUUACUAAGAGAAUCAGAAUUCCAAGAUGGUUCCCUUAUUUAAAGUGGAUAUAAAUUCUAUAAAAUACAUGUUUCAAAUAAUAAUACAAAUCUUAUGAUCUUGCUUAAACCAGAUCCAAAUUAUGAAGCUGACCUAUUAGUUUCAAAAUCUAAAUUUCCAAACAAAGAAAAAUUUGAAUGGGGAUCUUUUGAUCUAUACAGUGAUGUCUUAAUACUUGAGCCUGGAAAUAGUAUUCACCCUGAUUUGUCUGGAGACUACUAGUAGAAUCUUAUUUAUAAUAUUUUAGUGUUGGAGUCCUAUGCUAUGUUCCUUGUUAAUUUUCUCUUUAGUAUCAUCUAGGAAAUGUGGAGACAUAUGAUAUAUUCCCUAACUAACCAUAUAACUUGUAAAUAUUCAAUAUUAUAUAUUAGUUAUGUUGGAUAAGAUUACACAGUAUAUCUAAGAUUGUAUACGAAUAUGUAAACAUAACCGUUUAUGAUUUUUGUGCAAUCACUCUCUGAAACAGCAUAUUUUUAUGUAGAUGAAAUAGAUUAAUUUACAUCAAAACUUAGUUAUACUAAAAAUUUGACCUCUUUCAAAUAUAAUAAUCAUUAACAAGGAUAUUAAAAGUAAAUGGUUACUGAACCUUUAUAAAUUGAUAACAUGCUAUUGAUUGCACUUAAAACUUAUAAUUCUGAAAUUGUUACAAUCCAAGUCAACAGUUAAUAGGAGGAAAUAUUUUUAGAUUCUCAAAUGUUAUUUUAAUAUUAGCUUGUGAAAAAUCAAAAAGUUACAUUUACUCUUUAUCCAAUUUAUCAAUCUUUAAUAUUAUAGGUUUAUGUGUUUAGUGGUUAAAUUACCUGUUCUUACUCAAUAGAGAAGUUGAAUUAUGACGAAAAUUUUCAUCCUUUAUUUCUCUUAGAGGUAAAAUCAGAUAAUUACAAAAAUAAUUUUACAAUAAGCAAUUAUGCAGAUUCUUAUUUAAAAGUUUACAUAGAGGCUAUAUUCAAUUCUCAUUUUAGCAUUUAGUAUUCCUAUGAAAUAGAGGAUGCUAUUUAUAUUUCGUAAAUUGAUUAUAAUAAUUUAGUUCCAUAUACCCUGUAAAUGUUUUAUUAAAUGGUUAGAGUGAAAAAAAAUUGUAUUACAAUAAUUAUGAUACCUCUUAAAUUCAAACUUAAUAGAAGACAUUUUAAAUUUCUGUUUAAAUUAAGGAAGACUGGAAUGCUGUACUCUCCAAUCAAAAACAUAGAUCUCUACCUAUAAUAAAAGUCUAUAGUAAUAUAACAUAGAUGUAUUUACAACCUAUAAAACAGAAAAUAUUAUCUAAUUUAAUAUUUAAUGAAUAUAUUCAAAAUGAAACUUAAUAUACAAUAGUUCUUAAAAAUUAAGCAUAUUUUUAUCAGAAUUAUGAAAUUUAAAUUGGAAAUUCAGAUCUUAGACCUUUAGUACCAAGAAUUAAACAACUUGGUACUAAUCAAUUGCACACAAGUACAUAUUGGGCAUUGUAACAAAAUUAUGAUUAUAUGUUUUAUGAAAUGUAAUUUUGUAAUGGAAUCUUUUCAGUUCAUGUUGGUAAGGAUUUUGAAUUACUAAAGAAUGGAUAAUAUGAUUAUAAAAUAGAUAUUAAAUAAAAUAAAUAAGUAUUUGGAUUUAUUGAUAAAAUUGAUCUGGAAUUGUUUAUUUAUUUAAAGUUUGAUUUUAUUAAAACAUUCAAUAAAAAAAUACUUGAUGCUUAAUAUACAAUUAGAAUUUAUUCAGUUGAAGAGAAAAGUGAUAUCCCUUAUGAUUAAUUCUAUCCAGGACUUUAGGGUGUCUUAACUUCUAAAAUUAUUGAGAAUUAUGAAGAGACUAUCACUCUGUAUAUCGAAUUUGCUCCUUUGCAAUUUACUAAAAAAAAUAAAUAGGAAACUUUUUGGGUAGAAUAAAUUGAAUAUUUUAUUAUAUUAAAUGAAAGAUUAGAUGAUGAUGAUAACAAUUUUGAUUAUUGUUUAGAACCAUCAAAUGAAAAUAGAAUCUUUCACAACUAAACUGAUAAUAAUUCUUUAUUAACAAUUAAUGUGACUCUUCCCAAUUUAUAUAAUAAAAAAUAAAGAAUCUUCGAUUUUACUAUUUUAGCUACUGGUAAUUUUUGUAAUUUUUAUAUUAGUGGAGGUAUAAUUGUAUAGAGAUGAUUAAAAAGUUUAAUUAGACUAUUAUUAUGAAUCAUAACAUAUCAAAUGGAAUUCCUAAUAAAAAAUGUUUUAAGAUUAUAAACUAAUUAGUUAUUCAUGGAUGGGACUUUUUAUUAUAAUGAUUAUAUUGAUGAUUGGUAUAGGUGCAUUUAUUAGAAUGAAGAGAAAAUAAAUAAUGUAUUAAUAGAAUUAUAAAAUAAGAUCAAAAUAUGAUAAUAGUGACUUCAAAAAUUAAAAGAUUAUUGGAAUAGAAAUGCAUCAUAGUGGAAUUAAUGAAUGA
Messenger RNA from Paramecium pentaurelia, 5340 nucleotides. NCBI's taxonomy places the organism in Eukaryota, Ciliophora, Oligohymenophorea, Peniculida, Parameciidae. The record is from the annotation of a GenBank genome assembly.